Molecule: messenger RNA, 1773 nt
Organism: Purpureocillium takamizusanense
Lineage: Eukaryota; Fungi; Ascomycota; Sordariomycetes; Hypocreales; Ophiocordycipitaceae
Exons: 2
Coding region: 114-1103 (329 amino acids)
Source: RefSeq, a predicted model, not a curated record
CGUGGUGAAAUUGUUGGCCCAAAAUCCCCCCUCCCAUCCCCUCCACACCACAACCAACCUUUUUUUCCUUCCUCUGACGAGAUCGCUCUGCACCGCAGCUUGCUUGUUCGCCAAUGGGUCUCAAGAUCAAAGAGAGCGAGGGCUUUUGCGGGACAAUCAUGGCGGGGGCAAAGACAACGACGACAGGAGCCAACGCCGCUGCGUCGACAUCGGCCUCGGCCAUACGCAUACGCGAGAACCAGCGCCGCUCGCGCGCUCGCCGAAAGGAGUACGUCGAGGGCCUCGAGCGCAAGGUCCACGAGUACGAGAAGCACCGCGUCGAGGCCACGCUCGAGAUGCAGACGGCUGCCCGCACCGUCGCCCUCGAGAACGCCCGCCUGCGCGCCAUGCUCGCCCGCAUGGGCGCCUCUGACGCCGACGUCGAGGCCUUUCUGCAGUCCUCGCAGGAGCACGACGCUGCCAGGGCCCUCGAGAGCGUCCGCUGGCAGGGUCGUCAGCAGCAGCAAGCCGACGGUGACGCGGCCGCCGCCUCUGUCAAGGCCGAGGAGCCGCCGCCGGCAAGGCAAGGGGACGGCGACGGGUGCCGUCCGUCUCACGGCAGCAGCACUACAUCACACAACAACAACAACCACAGUCCUCAUGCUCCGGGCUACCACCCGGCAGCCUCGGCUGGGGCCACGCACUAUGCGCUCCCGCCCGUCACGCCCUUUGACAAGCUCGACGUCCUGGCGUCGGCCAGCGUCCAGCAGGGCUGCUGCGACGGCCGCACCCAGUGCGCCCUGCCCGCCGCCUCGUCCGGCACCGACUCGCGCGCCAACAGCCCCUCCUCCACCGUCGGCCCGAGCCCGGGGGCCGUCACACCGUCCUCGAGCGGGCCUCACCCGCUGUCCCCGGCGGGCGACCAGGCCUUUGGGUCGCCCAUGGAGAUGUCCUGCAACGCCGCGGCGCAGAUCAUCGCCGAGAUGCACGGCUACAGCAGCAGCAGCGGCGCUGGCGCCGACCGCGACGUGACGAGGGAGAGGCUCGGCUGCAACGGCCAGUCCGAGUGCCUCGUCAAGAACACUGUCCUCUUCCAGAUUCUCGAGAAUGACAGCAAUUUUUGACCGAGCCAGAGUCAAGGACUAAGCUCUAGGCUGCUCUGCUCUCUUGACGUCGGCAUCUAGAAUAUGCCGCUCUCUGGACGCCGGCAGUCCAUGUCCACAGACAUGUGCAUCGAUCCGCCGCUCCCUGGACGUCGACAUGUUUUGUGUCGUUCGAUUGUUGUCGUCGACACACCGCAAUGGCCCUCUUCCGACCACAGUGCUCACGCGACCCUAUCGGCGCCGGCCACAGUUUGGAAGCAACUACAAUGCGGGUUGAGCGCACCUGGCGAUGUUGCCAUGAGACAAUGUGCACAACGUCACGCCGAGUCCUCUCGGGCAACAAUGACUGCAUGCCCGCUUCCUCGUGCCAAGCUGGGUAGCAAGGCACGCAGCCGGGCGCGCGGGCGGGCGCUCGCAUGAAAGAAAGCGGUACGCCUAGGAGACGGACUAGGCCUACGACGUAUGAACCCGCUGGCUGCAGUCUAUGCCUAAGCUUCCGCCUCUGCCUCGGCGCAUGCGUACGAGGAAACUCGAAAGGAACGGGACUCAGCGCCGUGUAACAGACUGACUCCGGAGGAGACGGCGCGCUCGCACACCACGCCCAGGGGACGGCGUCAUGGCACGACGCUGGUGGUGAGGCGGGAAGGAGGGGACUAAAUCGGGGGAGGGCGAAAAAGCAUCAUUCAUGUAG